AUGGCAGUCCUCAGGACUCAGAAAUGUACACGCGCAAAGCUCACUAGCACACAGAAAGCAGAACAGCGUCAGAAGCUCGCCAAUCUUACAAAUGCCAUUGAGACUGCGCGAGACGCGUACCAGGAGGAAGUACAGGGCAUAUCUCAAGACUAUGGGAGGUCUUUGAAAUGGACACGAGCCCAACUGAAUGGAGGUCAUCUGACUCGACAAUGGCGCAAGGCCAGUUCCUGGAAUGCUCUUGUGAGCAUAAAACUCAAUGAAGCCAAUGAGACUCGUGGGCCUGGGGAAUGUACCAUGGAAAAAGAGUGGUUAGCGAUACAUGCGCAUACCUUGGUUGAAGGCUUCUACAUUGCUGUUUGGGGAGAUUUAGAACAUUACCAUGAAGUGAAAAUAUUCAUCACCGCUAAGGCCAAGUCCUUUAUCAAAGAUGUACUGCAUUUUGAACCCAAGCAUCUCACACUCAAGUUUGAGUCUUGGGCAUUCAGAGAUUUCGUUUGUGCCGAAAAAAACAUUCAAGAUGGGUUGGAUAACAUCUUGCAAAAGCACCAGUUAACAUCAAGGAAGAGGUUUAUGCGGUCACUGAUCAACGGAUGGACUUAUGAGAAGAACAUUUGCAACCCUGGGAAAAUUGGCUGUCGAGAGUGUUUAAUCAUCCUGCUCGAUGCAUCAGUCACUAACAAAUGCCGCUGGGAUGUGUUGACUGAUGAGGAGUUGUCAGACCGCAUCAGCAACAACCACAAGCGUCAAGCAAAUGGUGAAAAAAUCUACAAACCCCGCAAAGCCAGACAACCACAUGCUAUUAACAGUGCCAAGAGUGCCCAAACAGUCUGUGACACAGACUCAGAAGAUGAAGGGCAGGACAACGAGCAGGACAAUGAGCAGGAAAACGAGCAGGAGAACACAUGUGACAUGAAUGGAGUUAAAGAGAUGCAAGCGAGAGCGUUGGGAAAACAAUGGCAGGAGAGCGAAAACAUUGAGCUCACCGUUGAUGUCGAGCAGUGCAGUGAGAACUGGUCCUACAACAGAUGUGACAAGGAUCCGGUGAGAAACUAUGGCGGUAGAGGAAAAAACAUUGGACUCACUGUUGAUGUUGAAGAGCACAGCGAGGAGUGGUCCUACAGCGGGGAUAACAACAAGCAUAGGCGCAGAAUCUCUAUCCAAGUCUACUGCACAAGGUCCGACAAAGAUCCGAUAAAAAACGAUGGCAGGAGAGGCGAAAUAGCUUGCUCAUCAUUGGAAACGAUGAGCAAGGCUGUUCAGCUUGCCCAAGUCACUGCUGAUGUGCUGAGAAUACUGCUGGUAGGGGGGUUCAUAGCUAUUCCUUAUGAAUUAGUAAUGGAAACAGGUACAUGGUACUAUUACUAA
Molecule: messenger RNA, 1365 nt
Organism: Suillus paluster
Lineage: Eukaryota; Fungi; Basidiomycota; Agaricomycetes; Boletales; Suillaceae
Exons: 11
Coding region: 1-1365 (454 amino acids)
Source: RefSeq, a predicted model, not a curated record